Molecule: messenger RNA, 864 nt
Organism: Rhodotorula toruloides NP11
Lineage: Eukaryota; Fungi; Basidiomycota; Microbotryomycetes; Sporidiobolales; Sporidiobolaceae
Exons: 5
Coding region: 1-864 (287 amino acids)
Source: RefSeq, a predicted model, not a curated record
AUGCUCCUUGAGGUCAUGACGAGCAAUGUUCUGCCGAUUCUCUCUGGUCUGACGGAGGCGGUUUGCCAGGCCUUUCUCCUUGUUCGCACUGGCGCGCUGAUGGAAAGUGUUACCCACCGCUACGUCUUCUACGGCUUGACAGGCUUGGUCAUCCUAGGCGGCCUCCUCGGCUCGGUCCUGUACAGCUCAAUGGGCUUCCUGCUCAUCAAGAACGUCAACACCCCCAUCCCGCCUACCGUUUGCCAAGCGGUUUGGCUCUGGAUGAGCGCAGGCGCCGACAUCUUCAUUUCGGUCGCACUCGCCUACACGCUUCACCGCCGCAUCACCAACCUCGGCGGCUUCAACGCGACGACCGAAGGCCUUGCCAAGAAGCUCAUCACGAUCGCGCUCCAGACGGCGGCAUACACCUCCAUCAUGUCACUUGUUGGCGCGUCGCUCUCGACAGCCUAUUCGCACAGCACCGACUUCCACACUAUUUCGAUCGGCCAGGCGUUCUGGCUACCUCUUCCGGCCCUGCACGGCAUCUCCCUGUACACGACGCUUUCUAUUCGCAAGUCGAUUGCGUCUACACUCUCGAACUCGCGCGAGAACGACUCUCUCAACCCGACGCUCCCUCGAGGCGGUUUCGGCCGCAACGCUGGCGACGCAGCAGGCGGCGCCGUCAAGCUCUCGACCUUCCGAGUCGGCGACAGGCGCAGUCACCAGCACACUCUGCCGACAACCUCGCAGACCGGCACUCUGGGCGGCGUCCAGGUCCCGCUCGAAGUCAAGGUCCAGCAGACGCAACAGAUCUCGUUCGACGUGCGCGACGAGUUUGACGAGGAGUGCAGUCUCGAGGGCAAGCUGAAGGAGUCGCUUCGAUAG